ACCAAGAAAGCUGAACUAUUACAAACCAGAUUGAUAUUUCAAUUAAACUUCAAUUUCUCCCACAAGCAUAUAUGUCUAUAUAGUUCCUUUUUUCGUUUGCAGAAUGCUUCGAAAAGAUGAUUAAAAUUUUGGGUUGUCAAUAUUUCGAUCUUCCAAUGUUUCAUUCAAGCUUGUUUGUUUUGCUUCUCAACUGUGUGGUCUUCCAUGUUGAAUCACAAGCCCCAGAUGCGUCUUCUGAUGAAGGAAAUAAAUAUCAAUUAGGUGUUCAUAUGGUUAUCGGUGUUCUAUCUAUCAUGUUUUCGUUAACUUUUGCGCUCCUAGUGUAUGCCAAAUACUGCUAUAGAAGAGUUCCUGUUCGACAAAACAGUCUCCUGGAAACAGGACUUAUGAGUAGUAGUUCUCGGUUCUCUGGGAUUGACAAGACAGCGAUUGAGGCACUUCCCUUUUUCAGAUUCUCUUCUCUCAAAGGGUCAAAGGAAGGUCUCGAAUGCGCAGUCUGCCUAUCGAAAUUUGAAGAUAUUGAGAUUCUUAGAUUGCUGCCAAAAUGCAAGCAUGCUUUUCACAUCAGCUGCAUUGAUCACUGGCUGGAAAAGCACUCGAGCUGUCCUCUCUGCCGGCACAGGGUUAGCUCUGAGGAUCUUACAUUCGAUACCUUCUCAAAUAGCAUGAGGGUCUUGUCGAAUAACCAAUCAGAGAAUCAACAUGACUCGAGCAUAGAUCUCUUUGUUCAGAGAGAGGAAGAUCGCUGCGGUUCUUCAAGAUUCAGCGUAGGACGCAGCUUUCGAAAAAGCAAAAACGUGGUUGAGAAGGAAGAUGAAUUGUUAAUCAAGGAAGAAGCUGCUCGUAGUGAUGUGACAAAAGAGGAUGACAAAAUCCUGCACAAGCAUAAACACAAGAUUCUUUUUUCUGCUCUCGAGUUCAACAACAGAUGGAGCAAUCUGAGUCCAUCUGAUCUUAUGUUCUUGAAUUCGGAGAUGCUCAACACGGUGUCAAGCAACAGAUUUUCUCCCACAAAAUUAAACGAUGAGCAGUUUUUGACCGCGAAAGCAACGGGAAAUGAGGAGAUUAUGAAGAUCAGGGAGGAGAUGGAGAUUAAAAGAUUGAUUGAGAACAAAGUUAGCACAAUGAACAAAAACAGUCCAGCUACAAAGUCAGUUGUUCCCUCUACAUCAGAUACUACAGCAACUUCAGCUCAUGCCUUGAGUUCUACGAAUCUAGGAGGGAAAAGAUCAAUGUCCGAAAUCACUGCUCUUCCGAGAUUUGGGAACUUGGGCUCCAAGGACAGGACCAGAGAGCCUUCACUGCUCGAAAACAAUGCGAAAGAGGAAAGAAUGAGGCGGCUUUGGAUGCCGAUUGCCCGAAGAACAGUCCAGUCGUUUGCCAAUAGAGAGAAAAGGUGUCCACAGCCCUUAGAUGUAUGAUGAUUUUGGUAUCAAUUCAUGCUUUCAGUUUCCAUAGAUUUUAGGUACUUUAUUCAC
This is a messenger RNA of Pyrus x bretschneideri (Chinese white pear), 1478 nucleotides long. Its product is annotated as E3 ubiquitin-protein ligase ATL42. The coding region runs from base 117 to 1421 and encodes 434 amino acids. The record is from RefSeq and is a predicted model, not a curated record. The transcript has a single exon. NCBI's taxonomy places the organism in Eukaryota, Viridiplantae, Streptophyta, Magnoliopsida, Rosales, Rosaceae.